AGAUAGUGUAUCGACUUAGAACUAUGUCUACGUUGCUUCAUCCACGGUCAUUGAUUUGAAUGAUUUUCUCUAUUGAACGUGACCUUCAGCGUUCAGCUUUUAUAUCUCCACUUAUAGAAACACCAACAUCACAUCAUGCCAUCACUAGGUAUUAAUAUUACAACGUCACUACUAACAUCUUCACUACUAACAUCGGAACGAAUGCAAUAACUACACAGGCGUAUAUCCCCUUUGUUUAGUGAAGCGCAUAACUCUUCUGAAGAUAUUCUUUUCUUCGUAGUAACAAAGAAGACGUGUUAAAAUGUUUGGUGUAUUUUCACUCUUGUGGAGAAAUAUAAAUACAUUAUUAAACAAGAUUGAUCUGAGUGGAAGGUACUGUGUUUUAUGGACAGUCUACGCGUUGUGGUUAUUUAUAGACAAGCCUAGACGUUUUAAUGAUACUGAUUAGAGAACAUAGGACUGAGAGUGGUGGCCAGUGCUGGCAUUUCUGAAAAGUCCUGAUAUCUGUAGACUCUGCUGUGGUUAAUAGAGGAAAGUAUUUACAGUAGAAGACAAGAAGGGGAGCAGAGAGAAGUUGGGACCUUAAUGAACAGUCCUGACUGGAAGUCCUCACAAAACCAUCUAAAGUGUAGGGGUGGCCCUCCACCUCAGUGAAAACAGCCAAUGGAUUAAAACAUAUGCCAUAUCAAUGGGAGCUCGUUCGAAAGUCUAUAAUUCAUUCAUGAAUAUCGAAAGUCCUUCAACCUGGAAAGUGGUCAAAUGCAAAGGGAACUUUUGUCCCAACUUCUUCCGACAUCCCAUUCUUGAUUUCUGGAACUAUCUUCCAAUUGAUGAGGUGAAACUGGUGAUUUAUAAAAAACAAGCUGCUGUCGUAACCAUAAUAUUUGAUGGACGAAAUACAACCCUUGAAAGCUGGUUCUCUCAUGCAAACUUGAAAAGUUCACCCUGGAACGAUCUAGCUUCAUCCACCAACUUUCAUUUCUCAAUGAACGGACUUGGUGAAAUACGUCGCUUCCAUAUAGCAAAAAGCGGUCAAUGUCCAACAGCGAAUGGCUGGUUGGUUAUCGAUGAGGUUCCACCUUCCUGUUCGUUUGGUUACAAAGCUCAUUCUCCUUCAAUCCGUUAUUCUCAUAAAAACAAGAAAGUCGUAUGGAACAAAGGUUAUGCAUUAGCAGAUUCCUUGGCCAUAUUCAUCCGCCUGAGGCAGUAGAACUAACCCAGCACAUGAUAUCCAUUGAUACUACUGAUGUUGUUGUUAACGUCCAUCCAAUCCAGCUGACCACCACCAAUGAUCC
This is a messenger RNA of Octopus bimaculoides (California two-spot octopus), 1295 nucleotides long. RefSeq lists its product as uncharacterized. The record is from RefSeq and is a predicted model, not a curated record. Lineage: Eukaryota; Metazoa; Mollusca; Cephalopoda; Octopoda; Octopodidae.